Molecule: messenger RNA, 2645 nt
Organism: Candoia aspera
Lineage: Eukaryota; Metazoa; Chordata; Lepidosauria; Squamata; Candoiidae
Gene: NPRL2
Product: NPR2 like, GATOR1 complex subunit
Exons: 11
Coding region: 631-1773 (380 amino acids)
Biological process (GO): positive regulation of autophagy; negative regulation of TORC1 signaling; cellular response to amino acid starvation
Cellular component (GO): vacuolar membrane; GATOR1 complex
Molecular function (GO): GTPase activator activity
Source: RefSeq, a predicted model, not a curated record
AGCUCUGCAGAUAACCAGGUGUGAAACUCUCUGAUUGAAGCUGGCCUCCAGGCAACAGAUGUGAUAGUUGCUGUUGUACCACCUUCUAUGCUGUACAGCUUCUUCCCUGCCUGAGCUGCUGUAUUCCAUUAUUAGGCUGGUGGUUGAAGCCCUGAGGCUAUUGGUUCUUGAGGACUUCAAUUUACCACCUGGUGAUGUUGAGUCUGGGGCAGCUUAGGAGUUUAUGGCCACAGUGAUAACCAUGGACCUGUCCCAAGUCAUCUUGGGCAUGACGCAUAACAGAGGUCACACGCUAUACCUGGUUCAGUCCCCCCAGAGAUUCAUGCAACUCCUACCCUUAUGAUAUUUAGCAAAUUAUUUAAAACCAGGUGGUUCUCCCAGGCUUUGGGGUAGGGUGGUUUUGGAGUCCCCUUUACUUAUGUUUGGUUACAGCUCAGUGUUUUGUCCUUCCAGUUGGCCACAAUUUCUUUUUUCCUUUUCUGUUUGUAAGCCACUCAGAGUUAUCAGGGAGUCAGAUGGCCUUGAAAUUGGAUUAAAGAAAAUAGAGGUGAUACUUCAACAUUUAAAAUUCUUCCCCAAAUGUAGCCUUUCCAUUCAUUUCUGUGUAUUUGAUCUUUUUCAGUUUCCACAAUGGAAAUCAGCAGCAGAAUUGAAUGUAUAUUUUUCAGUGAAUUCCAUCCAACACUGGGACCUAAAAUAACAUAUCAGGUACCAGAGGAUUUUAUUUCCCGAGAGCUGUUUGAUACAGUGCAGGUAUAUAUCAUCACCAAACCUGAACUCCAGAAUAAGCUUAUCACAGUCACAGCUAUGGAAAAAAAACUAAUUGGUUGCCCAGUGUGCAUUGAACAUAAGAAAUACACCCGGAAUGCCUUGCACUUCAACCUUGGCUUCGUUUGUGAUGCUAGAGCUAAGACCUGUGCACUGGAACCUAUUGUGAAGAAAUUGGCAGGUUACCUUACUACUCUGGAGCUUGAAAGUAGCUUCAUUUCCAAUGAUGAGAGCAAGCAAAAAUUGAUACCCAUCAUGACCAUCCUCCUUGAAGAACUGAAUGCUACUGGCAAAUGCACUCUGCCUAUUGAUGAAUCAAACACCAUUCACCUGAAAGUGAUUGAACAACGUCCAGAUCCCCCCAUUGUACAGGAAUAUGAUGUCCCUGUCUUCACCCAAGAUAAGGAUGACUUUCUAAAUUCUCAGUGGGACCUCACUACUCAGCAGAUCCUGCCAUAUAUUGAUGGGUUUCGGCAUGUUCAGAAAAUAUCUGCUGAAGCAGAUGUGGAACUCAAUUUGGUUCGAAUUGCUGUCCAAAACCUCUUGUACUAUGGUGUGGUCACUCUAGUUUCAAUACUCCAGUACUCAAAUGUAUAUUGCACCACUCCUAAAGUUCAGGAUCUGGUGGAUGAUAAAUGCCUGCAAGAUGAAUGUCUCUCAUAUGUCACAAAACCAGGACACAAGCGAGCCAGUUUGAGAGAUGUGUUUCAGCUGUAUUGUGGGCUGAGCCCUGGGACGACUGUUCGAGACCUCAUCUGCCGUUAUACCCUCCAACUCCAGAGAGUGGAUGAAAGAAAGCUCAUCCAGUUUGGUUUGAUGAAGGGCCUUAUUCGGCGACUCCAGAAAUACCCUGUAAAAAUAGCUCGGGAUGAAAGAAGUCAUCCAGCUCGACUGUACACUGGCUGCCAUAGCUAUGAUGAGAUUUGUUGUAAAACAGGAAUGAGCUAUCGGGAAUUGGAUGAAAGAUUAGAGAAUGAUCCCAAUAUAAUUGUUUGUUGGAAAUGAGACUCUUUGAGAAAUGGGAUGGUUAUUAUGCCCUGAUAACUUUUAAUCAGGCUGCAUGAGACAUUGUGGUGGCCCCAGGACUCUUCUGGCUCUUGAAAAGCAGCAUGGCUUGAACUGUGGUAGUCCCUGAAAAAGUGUGGUAAAUGGAUUGACCCUCUGCAUCCCUCGCAGAGAUGCAGAACAAGGCCUCUUCUACAGGGGGUUAACAGAUACACCAGUGUAUAAAGAAGCUUUGGAAAGCUAUGUUGUUGAGUAAUGGAUAACCCAUGGGUUGAAAAAUAGUUUGGGAAGAAUUGGAGUGGAAAAAUGUCUAGCAGGGAAUGCUGUACAGUAAAUCCUCCCCUUAAUCUGCUGCACCUCAGCUGAAGCUUCCAGCAUAGUAACUCCUCAGCAGACAGAAAAAUCUAUUCUGCUUAUUGCUAUCUCAUUCUUAUUUUUCCCCAUAACUAAUAAAUACAUCCUUCUCUAUCAUAAUAUACCUUCUUUUUUAACAAAAGGGAUCAGGAUGUUUCAUACGCACUUGAAAUCCUUUAAGAGUUUUGACAAAAAGUUGCAGAUUGUAAUAUCUGCUGUAAUAAAUCAUGGAUAAUCACACUAAUAAAAAGCAAGCACAUUCUUUUUCUUGGAUAAAAUACUGCAGUAAAAUUGUGGGAAUAAAGCUGCAACAUAGUUAUACUUAAUAUAAUUGGGCUGAGCCUAUUUACCUUGUAUACUUUCCAUAGAUUAUUGGUUGUGAGAAAGAAUAAUGGGCCUCUUGUAUUUCAUAAAGCUCAUGUAAAUCAGAAUCAUUUUUCCAUGGAAAUGUAAUGCAAAUACAGCAAUUGAAAGGGAAACUAAACAUAAUAAAAAUAAAAGAUUCUUACUGUGUAGAA